UAAGUGAGGUUAUGAUAAUGUCAAAUAAACCGCCAAAUUAUUUCUGUGUAACAGUUCAACAGGUUAUAGUGCGAUAAAAUUUUAUAAGGAUAAAGAUCUUAAUUUUUAAUUCAUAAUAAAGUUUUCAUCAACAUGUGGGGGAAAGAUUCAGGGCAUGAACCUGGUGGUUUUGAGAAUGAAUCGAUGAUGAAUGAGAGUAUUGCACCAACAAAAACUGAAGGUGCUGGAUCUAUUCAAAGUGUUGUACCAAUUUGUGUCCGCCAAUUAAAAGAACAUCCUGGGGAAGAUUUUGCAUUAUUUGGAGUUCAGGUUCAAAUGGUAACCAUUGUGGGAAUCUUAAAAGAGUACGAGGUACAAUCCACAAAGGCUACUUAUGAAAUUGAAGAUCACACAGGACAGAUUUCAGCUAUUUGGUGGUUAGAAGGUGAUUCUACAACAACUCCAAAUUUACCUAUAGUAAAAGAAGGUUGUUACAUUAGAGUUUAUGGUUCUAUAAGAAAACAAGAAGGUCGCAUAAAAUUGAUGAUCCUACGUAUGUUCCCUGUUGAUGAUUUAAAUGAGAUUACAACACACUUAUUAGAAGUAAUUCACACAAGAUUGGAGGCUGAGAAUUUAAAAAAAAAUAAAGGAAACUUUAGUAUGAUUAAAAGAAAUAAUCCAAACUUUGAAUUAGCAAAUUCUAUGAGCGGAAUAGAUAAUCAAGAGAUUACUUUGGAUCAAUCUGGUCUUAAUCCAUUACAACAAAAGGUUUAUAACAUUCUUAAAUCCUCCAACACUGCCAGUGGUGCAUCUACAGCUAGCGUUUGCCAACAAUUCGCCCAAAAUCAACAUAAAGACGUUAGGGCUGCUUUGGAAUUUCUUAUUGCGGAAGGGCACGCUUAUUCCACUAUUGAUAAUGAACAUUACAAAGUUACCGAAACUAUGUAACUAUUUAUUUCUUUUUAAGGGCAUUUCUAAUUUAAAGGUUUAAUCUAGAUGAAAAUAUAUUUAAGAUAAUACUAUUUUUUAUGCAUCUAUAUGUAUAAUAAAUUAUAUAGUUAAAACACCAA
Onthophagus taurus is the source of this 1049-nucleotide messenger RNA. RefSeq names its product Replication protein A2. The record is from RefSeq and is a predicted model, not a curated record. Gene Ontology annotation, cellular component: site of double-strand break; DNA replication factor A complex; chromosome, telomeric region. Gene Ontology annotation, biological process: double-strand break repair via homologous recombination; nucleotide-excision repair; DNA replication. Gene Ontology annotation, molecular function: single-stranded DNA binding. Lineage: Eukaryota; Metazoa; Arthropoda; Insecta; Coleoptera; Scarabaeidae.